Molecule: messenger RNA, 978 nt
Organism: Alternaria metachromatica
Lineage: Eukaryota; Fungi; Ascomycota; Dothideomycetes; Pleosporales; Pleosporaceae
Exons: 2
Coding region: 1-978 (325 amino acids)
Source: RefSeq, a predicted model, not a curated record
AUGCUGGUACCGGACUCAGCACCACUCGCUCAGCCGCGAUACACAUCCGUUCAGCAGAUGGCAUGGGGAAAGCUUGGAUCAUCGCUACCCUACGACCGUAUUGGUCAAAGGUAUCCUCAACAGGCUUCCGUCUGGGCGCAUCCUACGAUCCAUUUCGAGUCCUUCCCCACUUCUACCCACCCCAUACCAUACGAACUCCCCGAGGAUAUGAUGCCCAACGAUGUGUUCAUGUGGAGCAAGAAAAACACAGGUAUUGAAUGCUUUCAGCCCGUUGCAACGAGUAUCUCCAUGCCUCACGAUUCGACCGAAGAAUCCAUGCCAUCGACCAGCGCAAGCCCCGCAACGACCGCUCUGCCCGGCUCUCUCCCUGCAACCAACACCUCGUCAUCGUCCUGCCAACUACACACCGGUAUCGAUAUCGUCGGCAUCAACCCCGGCCCUCAUGACAUGUGGGGUAAUCGCGGCCGCAGCGUCGGCUCUCGCGGGCCCGUCCUAUGUCAAUCCCCCAAAUGGGCGCACGACAUGAAUGAGCCUCUCCGAGAAUCCCUCAAAGCCGCAUGGGAAGAUCUACAGAAGCACAACGGCGGUCCACACGCUUACCAACAACAAAACACUGUCACUUUCCCGCUGAACCAGGAAGACAUCACUGAAGUCCACGUCGAGCAGCAGUACCGCGCUCUCAAACUUGUUACGCAGAGUGGUCGGGUUGGAUACUUUGGGGAGCCGGAUAUGCGCGAUUGGUUCGUGAGGAAGGUGGUGGGUGGAGAGCGGAUUGUGGGGAUUAGUGCGUGUUUUGGGGCGUUGGGGGGUUGGAGUGAGUCGGCGAGGAUGUGGAGUCAUCUUAAGUUGAGUCGCGUGGGGGUGGUGUUUGAGAGGGUUGAUGGGGAGGGGAGGGUGAUUGGGAAGGAGGAAGAGAAGGAGAUGAGGGAGAAGGGUGUGGUAUUUGAGGAGGGCAAAGUUGUUAUGUGCUCAGAGUAG